CUUGCUCUGUCACCCAGGCUGGAGGGCAGUGGCACAAUCACAGCCACUGCGGCCUUGACCUCUCCAACUUAAGUGAUCUUUCCUGCCUCAGCCUCAUAAGUAGCUGGGACCACAGGUGUGCACCACCACACCCAGCUAAAUUUUGUAUUGUUUGUAAAGACGAGGCCUCACUAUGCUGACCACGCUGGUCUCGAACUCCUGGGCUCAAGCAAUCCUCCUGCCUUGGCCUCCCAAAGUGUUAGGGUUAGAGAUAUGAGCCACCACACCCAGCUUAUAUGUCCUUUUAUUUCAUAAAAAACAAUUUUAGAUUAUCUGAUAUCAUACAUAUCCCAUAAAUGGUAGUCAUUAAUUUAGAAGUGAAUUUAUAAAGUUAAGUCAAGAGAAGUUAAAAUUGCACAUGCAUUUUGUUUCUAAAAUCUGAGAUGUCUAUGCAUUUCCAGGUAUUGUAUAUUUGCAAAUACAUUGGGUUAGAAAUCAUCUUUAACAUUUUGUGUUAGUGUAAUAACAAUAUUAUCUAAUAUUAAUGCUACCAGAAUCCAGUUGCUUUUUCUAUGUAUCAAAAUUUAUCAUAACUUUUUCCACUUACACUAGGUGAUUAAACAGAAUCUGCCCAAUUUAUUCUGCAGUAAAAUUAUUUUAAAAUCUAUUUUUCCUGCUGACUCUUAGAAAUUGCAGAAAGACAAAAGCCAGUUUCAUCUCCAGUAAUAGUGUGAAACAAUUUCCUUCCAGUGGGACAGAAACCUAGAUAUACUAGGAUAAGAUUUAAAUAUAAAGAAAAAUGCCUUGGCUGAAAAAAAAAAAAAAACACCAAAACACAAAAAGGAUUCAUUAAAGCAACAGAACAAAACCUAAUUUGGGACCCUAAAAACUCUGGCAAUGCCACUGUAAUGAAGUUUCACUAUCUGCUUCAGAGUAACAGUCUCUGAAAUUGUUAUUCUGCUACAUGCUGUAAAGAACUCCCAAAACUCAAAUGUAUCAGGAAAUGUAAAGGUUAAGUCUGACUACAAGAAGGCCAAAAUUGCACCAGCUUCCUAAGUGAAGAAUAAUAGAAUAAAACAUAUAGAGGGCAGAAAUAAAAUGAGGUGUAUCUGGAGAAUUUCAUGAUGAGCAUUUAGAUUUAGCAAUGCCCAAUGUCAUGCUGACACUGUUUGUCAUGACCUUGUCUUCAGCUAGUAAUUUGGGGUUGUACUUUUUUAAAUUUAAUUUUGAAUGUUCUUGCAUGUUUGGUACCUCUCUCCGCACUGCUAAAGAUAAAUUGUUUAUCUGUAUAACAUAACUACACCAAUGUCAUUUAUUGUAUACGCUAGUACACAAAUGUGUUUUUUUAUUAAGUAAAUGAAGUAUUUGCUGUGAAAAAUGUAUUAUUUGUGCCACCGUUUAUAUCUGUGUUCAUUUUCUGUGUGUAUAUGCGUGUGUAUUCGAAUCUCAAUUUUUCUUUUACUCUAGUUUAGAUUAAGACAUAUUUAGAUGAAAUUUUAAAAAUAACAUUGGAAAUAGGAGGCUAAGUUUUGUUGAGUCUCAUUCCCUUGGGAGGAAAUUGCUUUUGCCAUUUUAUUUUCAUGUACAAUAACCUAAAAAGGAUUUCCUACUGACUUCCUUCCUAAUUAUUAUUGUUUUACACGAAAGAAAGGAAAUAUGUUUUCAAUUGAGUUGUUUGAAAUCAUUCACUUUGUGUAGAUUUCCCAGACUGAUGUUUCAUUGUAAGAAUAUUACAUUAUAGACCGCUUGGCCAUUUCACAAGCAACUAGUCCAUAGUUUUGGAAGCCCGCUUUAAGAGACCUGAAUAUCUUUGUUUUUAAUAAAAUACUUAGAGUUUAACUAAAGCUCUGGAAUAAUCUUUAUUUCUUUUGAGAAGGGUGAUUUCAGGGCUGAAAGAAGGAAGCAAGCAUCCAAAUACCUACAGUUUAAAUGUUGACUGUUAAUUUAGUCCAUUAACCUUGUGUUGAUCUGUGAUGUUUUCAUGUGUGAGAGGGACACUAGGACACCCCUGUCCAUAUAGCUUUUUAAAGAUGACAAAAGGUUCUUCAAAUUAUCGAAGUUUUUCUGGAGGUAGGAGAGUCUGCAGCCAAAUGCUGGGUUCCUGUGUCCGUUACAGAUUGCUCAAAUUUGCAUGGGCAAUUACACAGGGGGAUCGCAUCAAUGCAGGGCCGCUAGCCACACUGUCGCCAUACAAUUACACAACGGCUUCGGUGCUUAAACUUUAAAAUUCUUACACCGUUGUGCCUGUUCUAUUAGAACAAACUGCAGCAAAUGAUCCAAAGCCAAUUCAAAUGACUGGAGAGGAGGUGCCCAGGGAGAGAGAGGGAAGGGGUGCAGUGUGGCCCACUACUGGCCAGCAUAAGCAGUCAUCAUUGCUGGCUGCUGCAAUCACUGGCUUCUUUGUGCUUUGCAGUCUGCAGUUUUAAAGUGGGGCCAACAAUAAGGCUCACCUAAUUCACAGAAGGGCUGUGAGGAUUAAUGAGGGAAGUUAGGCAAAGCAGGCCUGAUACUCAAAGUACUGCAUAAACACAGGGGCUUGGAGUAACUCUUUGUUUGAAUGGUUGAUUUUUUUUUUUAAAUGCUGCUGUAUCCACAGUUUUGCCUUCUCUAAUAAUCCCUUUUAUAAACCAAAAUGCUAUUGUGUUCUCCCUGGGAAGUUAAUUUAGACAAUAAUACUGUAAACCCCAAAAUGCUUUUGUGUUCUCCCUGGGAAGUUAAUUUAGACAAUAAUACUGUAAACCCCAAAAUACAAGCUACCUGAUCAAAAGCAAGGGAUAUUUGAGAAGGAAAUCUAAUUAAAAUAUUAAUAAAGCUGGAACUACCAGCAAAAGGAGAGUUCAUAAUGAGGUUAAAUGUCACACCAUCUGAGCACAAAUGUUCUCAAGUGUUGAUUUUAGCAUACACUCUUUCCCAAAGUCUUAAAAGGUGGAACAGAUGCUCCAAAAAGUCAGUCAACUAUAUUUCCAAUUUGGCACUAAUUUAUAGUUUUCUUCUCUGUUCAUGGUAGAAGACUGGAGUGGGAGAAAGGGGAUGCAAGAUAACUGAACUCUGCAAAUUGUCCAUCCUGAAGAAAAUGGUCUGAAAUCCAAGGGAAAAAGAAAUAACAACUGGAGAAUGGAUUUGCAGAAGGUCCUCCCUUAUAAAGGAAGAUGUUUGACCACAGCUGUGGUUGAAAUACUCACAAAUUAACAAUGUUUACCAACAGAAAGGGGCCACAGAUACAGUAUAAAUAAGACACACCUGCCAACUAGUUUUAAAAGAGAAUGCCAAAUAGAUUGUACACACAAAUAGAAUAUGGGACUUGAUCAUGGCAUAUUUUGGCAGGCAGAACAUAAGUAUGCUAAGAACCAAGCAUCAUGCUUUUUGUUCCUAUCUAUUUUGCCUAAAUGAAACUCUUCUACGUGAUAAACAUGUCUCCCUUUGUGUAGCAAAAUCCACCCUGAGUCCAACUCAAAUUUCAUCAAACUACAAUUCCUUUCUACAAGUCACCAAAUCACUUUAUUGCAACCACCAAAUGCUUUCCUAUUAAUUGAAAUGGUAUGAUACACUUACUUUUUGAUAUAUCCUCCAGAUUUUCAAGAUCCUAUUGCAAACAAAAUGAUGCUUUAUGACACUUUAUAAUAUUCCACCCUAUUUCAUUCUUUCCAUAAUUUCUAUCAUUAAACGGCCUUCUCUCACCACCACCCCCAACAAAACUAAUCUAUUCCCCAACUGCCUAUCAGAGACCAGAUAAAAGUCAGUCUAUCACAGCAGCAGUGAUGGUCAUGCCAAUUUCACAGUGUGAUUUGUGCACUCAUUUCAUUUUGAAAAUGACCCUGCCCUCCAUCUGUCUAAGCAGAAUGUCCUGCUCUUUUCAAGCCAGGGCUCUGGAGCAGCAUCACAUGAAAUAAGGAGGAAGAGACACAGAACGGCCUCCCUCCUGCCCACUUCAGCCACCACGCUCACAGGUACCCACACAAAGAGGAGAACCCCAACUGAAUCCUGGUAGGGAUCCCAGAAAUUUGGAGGAGAAUAUAGUCCUUUUAUUUUUCAUACAUUUUCAAGAAGCCAUUUGAAGAUGAUGUAAAUACAACCCUGCAAAACAGAGAGAAAGACUAAUGAAGGGCAAUUUCCCAUUCCCAUGUUGUCAUCUCACCUUAAUUUAAUAGCAAAUUACCUAAGGUAACAGUACAUACAUAAGAAUUUUAAAAUACUGAGCCUUGUGAGGCACAGUGGCUCAUACCUGUAAUCCCAGCACUUUGGAAGGCCAAAGUGGGAGGGUUGCUUGAGGCCAGGAGUUCGAGAUGAGCCUGGGCAACAUGGUGAGACCCUAUCUCCAUUAAAACAUUUUUAAAAAAAGAUUAGCCAGGCAUGGUUGUGCACCUGUAGUCCCAGCUACUCAGGAGGCUGAAGCAUGAGGAUCACUUGAGCCCAGGAGUUCAAGGCUGCAGUGAACUAUGAUCAUGCCAUUGCAUGUCAGCCUGAGCAACAGAACAAAGCCCUGUCUCUAAAAAAUAAAUAAAUAAAAUACUGAGCCUAAAUUCCCAAGGGAGAACCAUCAGGCAGCCUGCUGUAAAGAAGUCGAUGCACCCCUUCCCCCAAUUUAUUACUGAGCAGUAUCCUCUACCCAUGUACCUCCUUGGGCUUAAGACUCUAAAAGGGUGCACCAAGAGAUCAGAUUGAAAGAAGCCUCAGAAUACAGUUAUAGUAAUAUUCCACAGUUGCUUUCUGUGGGGUCUUAGGUGAGCCAAAGUCCCAUUCAAUCCUGAAAUGGGUGCAGUUUCCCUUUCUUGGAAUUGAUGCAUUGGGAAGCUCCUUGUCUAGUUCCAGCCAAAAAGACACAACUCUGCCAAUUCCUGGCAAGGGAGAAGACUGAGUAAGUACAUAAAGUCAGCCAUAUGAUGAUAUGAGCAAUCACACACCUACUAAAAAUCUCCUUCCAGUGAUACUGGGUAAAUAACGAGCUACACAACUCCAGUAGUCACAUCUGCUCACAGCUGGAAUCAAGGCCUAGAAGUUCAAAGUUUACUACCUACACAAAGUUCAUUGUUUUAAUGGAGAAACAAAGACAAUAAUAUUCCUUAUACACACUUAGCACCAAACAAUGGGCCCUUACAAACUCAUGUACAUGAGAUACAUGGAUUGGGUUAUUCAUCAGUCACUAUUUCCUAUUGAAAUUGGUUACUGGAUAUCAUGGUUCAGCCCCUACCUACCUAGAUGUGGCUUUAAACAAACUAUUAAUUUAAUAGCUUGAUUUAAUUAAUAAUGUAAUACUUAAAUCUUUAAACCUUUCUAGCCCACAGACUUCUUAAACUGCAAUAUGCAGAAUGCAGGCUGCUUAUUCAAAUUAGAAAUGCUAUAUGUAAACAGUCUCUAAUAGAGGUGCUAUAUGAUAUGGUUGACAUCGUAUCAACCGUAUGAUAGCUGGGAAGUUUAUAUAUAGAAAAGAUUUAUGGGCAGUAACACUAUUAUGGAUGCAUACAAAGGAUUUGCAGUAAUUAUGUAGCAAACAACACACUUUUACUUGGAUUAGGUUUAUAUUAGGUGCCACAGAGACCAAUGGAUAUCACGGUAGAUGACAAAAGAUACUGAUUUCUUAUUGGCAGAGACAGUUGGAGGACCACAGCAAUGGAUACAACCAAGUGUAAACGCCAACAUAUACUCAGUAAUUUUUUUUUGUCAUGGAAAAGGAGAGACACUGCGAUCAAAAACAGAUCCUCUCCCAGUACCAAUUAAGAUUCACAGCACUUUUUCCUUAUUAACCUCUGGAAACCACCAAAAUAAGAAGGAUUUCUGUUUGCUGCUGUAUUCUGUUCUUACAAACUGUGCCCUCGGGGUAGCAUAAGAACCUGCUCUAACUCCAAGGGAAUUCAAGGAGUUAACUCCCUUUUGCCAUCCCGCUCCUUUUAUUAAAAGGUCCUUUUAUUAAAAGGUCCUUUUAUUGUACUGACGAUCUCUACUUUAUUAAAAGUAAGCCAAACGCCAGCAUUAGUAUAGACCACACCAAUGUACAAGGCUCAAAAUCGCCAGAACAUGGUGCCGGAAAUCUUCCUCCGACGCGCUAGAGACCGAGGUGGCACAACAGACACAGAGAGCGCCCCUCAUCUUUAGGAGGCAGGGAAGGCGAACGACCGUGCGUCCACACGGGCCGCGAGUCGGGUCGGUGCAACAAGGACUACGCCUCCCAGCAUGCAGUGCGGCCACGCCUGCGCAGCGGCGCCACAGGAAUGAUGCAUGCCGGGACCGGGAAGAUUCAGUCUCUGAACGGCCCGGAGUAGUCGUCUUUCCCCUUCUGACUGCCGCCACGCUGCAGUCCAGAAUAUUUGAAGAUCAAACCGAACUUGAGAGACUAACGAGAACGGUCCCUUUUUAUUCCUAACAGAUUCCUUCCGUGGCAAAGUAACCGGUCGUCUUCCAUUUCCGGUUGCCCUGUUGCCGUGGUAACCGCACGCAUAACAGCCGUGGUGGUUAUGGCUGGUCUGAGCGGCGCGCAGAUCCCCGACGGGGAGUUUACCGCGCUAGUGUACCGGCUCAUCCGCGAUGCCCGCUACGCCGAGGCGGUGCAGCUGCUGGGCCGAGAGCUGCAGCGGAGCCCUAGGAGCCGUGCCGGCCUUUCGCUGCUAGGCUACUGCUACUACCGCCUGCAGGAGUUCGCGCUGGCGGCCGAGUGCUAUGAGCAGCUGGGCCAGCUGCACCCGGAACUGGAGCAGUACCGCCUGUACCAGGCCCAGGCCCUGUACAAGGCCUGCCUUUAUCCGGAGGCCACUCGGGUCGCCUUCCUUCUCCUGGAUAACCCCGCCUACCACAGCCGGGUCCUCCGCCUGCAAGCUGCCAUCAAGUAUAGCGAGGGCGAUCUGCCAGGGUCCAGGAGCCUGGUGGAGCAGCUGCUGAGUGGGGAAGGGGGAGAAGAAAGUGGAGGCGAGAAUGAGACCGAUGGCCAGGUCAACUUGGGUUGUUUGCUCUACAAGGAGGGACAGUAUGAAGCUGCAUGCUCCAAGUUUUCUGCUGCACUGCAGGCCUCAGGCUACCAGCCUGACCUUUCCUACAACCUGGCUUUGGCCUAUUACAGCAGCCGACAGUAUGCCUCAGCACUGAAGCAUAUCGCUGAGAUUAUUGAGCGUGGCAUCCGCCAGCACCCUGAGCUAGGUGUGGGCAUGACCACUGAGGGCUUUGAUGUUCGCAGUGUUGGCAACACGUUAGUUCUCCAUCAGACUGCUCUGGUGGAAGCCUUCAACCUUAAGGCAGCCAUAGAAUACCAACUGAGAAACUAUGAGGUAGCUCAAGAAACCCUCACCGACAUGCCACCCAGGGCAGAGGAAGAGUUGGACCCUGUGACCCUACACAACCAGGCACUAAUGAACAUGGAUGCCAGGCCUACAGAAGGGUUUGAAAAGCUACAGUUUUUGCUCCAACAGAAUCCCUUUCCUCCAGAGACUUUUGGCAACCUGUUGCUGCUCUACUGUAAAUAUGAGUAUUUUGACCUGGCAGCAGAUGUCCUGGCAGAAAAUGCCCAUUUGACGUAUAAGUUCCUCACACCGUAUCUCUAUGACUUCUUGGAUGCCCUGAUCACUUGCCAGACAGCUCCUGAAGAGGCUUUCAUUAAGCUUGAUGGGCUAGCAGGGAUGCUGACUGAGCAGCUUCGGAGACUCACCAAGCAAGUACAGGAAGCAAGACACAGUAGAGAUGAUGAAGCUAUCAAAAAGGCAGUGAAUGAAUAUGAUGAAACCAUGGAGAAAUAUAUUCCUGUGUUGAUGGCUCAGGCAAAAAUCUACUGGAAUCUUGAAAAUUAUCCAAUGGUGGAAAAGAUCUUCCGCAAAUCUGUGGAAUUCUGUAACGACCAUGAUGUGUGGAAGUUGAAUGUGGCUCAUGUUCUGUUCAUGCAGGAAAACAAAUAUAAAGAAGCCAUUGGUUUCUAUGAACCCAUAGUCAAGAAGCAUUAUGAUAACAUCCUGAAUGUCAGUGCUAUUGUACUGGCUAAUCUCUGUGUUUCCUAUAUUAUGACAAGUCAAAAUGAAGAAGCAGAGGAGUUGAUGAGGAAGAUUGAAAAGGAGGAAGAGCAGCUCUCUUAUGAUGACCCAAAUAGGAAAAUGUACCAUCUCUGCAUUGUGAAUUUGGUGAUAGGAACUCUUUAUUGUGCCAAAGGAAACUAUGAGUUUGGUAUUUCUCGAGUUAUCAAAAGCUUGGAGCCUUAUAAUAAAAAGCUGGGAACAGAUACCUGGUAUUAUGCCAAAAGAUGCUUCCUGUCCUUGUUAGAAAACAUGUCAAAACACAUGAUAGUCAUUCAUGACAGUGUUAUUCAAGAAUGUGUCCAGUUUUUAGGACACUGUGAACUUUAUGGCACAAACAUACCUGCUGUUAUUGAACAACCCCUCGAAGAAGAAAGAAUGCAUGUUGGGAAGAAUACAGUAACAGAUGAGUCCAGACAAUUGAAAGCUUUGAUUUAUGAGAUUAUAGGAUGGAAUAAGUAGUUAUGGCUGAUAGUGGCUUUGUUCAAAAUGGCUUUCUUACGUAUCACACUGUUUUUAUCUGUAUUUAGCCUUGGCAUCUUUAUAUUUGUCUUAUUUUGAAUCUUAUCCACUUUAUAACAACAAGUUUAUGUUUGAGCAACUUUUUCAUUUAAUCCAGAAGAGUAGGGACUAUGCAGUGUAAGCUGCAUCACUUCUGCUUUCUUCCUACUAGUGACAAUCAUCUGGUCUUGCCCUCAAGCAACAAUUGCUAGAGUAACAUCUUUGUAUAAGCAAGUAACCCCAGAUAGAGUUGACGUUUCAGCUUUGGGCUGUCAAAAGGGUAUGUCAUGGACCAAAGUACUGUUAGUACGGGUAUGUUUGCUUUUGGUCACUGAUACGUAAAUGACUGCUAGCCCACGGCUGGACCACUUCUCAAUCAGCAAAUAAAGCCAUGUCUAUUUUGCUAUCUCAGCAUAGACUAUGCUGUCUAAUAAAUCUAAUUCUUAACUCUAUUUCUCCAGUUUUUUAGUCCUUUAACUUUCUGGAUUGCAACGAAGUCUAGUUUAGACCUAAAAGCCCUUUUAGAAGUACAAGUAUAAUGGGAAUUUCUUUUCUUGGUUCUUUUCAGGUUAUGAGGUUUGGUCAGUGACAUAAUUUUUUUUCAUAAUUUGGUUGAUUGGUUGCUUCUUAAGUUUUAUAAUAAACGUUUUUCUUCAUGUUCUAUUUUUGAUUUUACAGAAAUGAUUUUGCCUCCUUGUGGAUACUGACAUAUAUUAAGUGUGGAAGCUUAUUAAUAUUUUUGGUUUUUUAAAAACAAAUUUUUAAUUUUUAAUUUUUUAGGAAAAAAUAAGCACUGAACUGAGAAUGAGAAGACUAAAAGUAUGAGUUCCAUACCUUCUAAUUUUAGGCUUUCAGAAAGUCCUUUAUUCUUUGGGGUUUCACAAUCAUUUGAACUAUCAGAAGCCUUUACAAUUACUUUUAGCUGUAACAUCCGAUUCUGUAUAAGCCACAUAGAAAAAAGUUGCCUUUCUUUUUUUUAUGACCUGGAUAUAUAAGCAAAUCAGCCAGGAAAUAUAUAAUUGUAUUUUAUAUUAAUGUUUUCUAGGAUUUUGGCUUACAGUAAAUGUUAACCCCUAUGGUAAGUGAUUGUUAUUGUUGGAUGUUAUACUGAUUAUUAAUAAGAAAUUUGGAUUUUUGCCUUUUUACCUGGAAUUUUUGCUUACAACAGUAGCUAUGAAUAUAUAUAGGGUGGUCCCCAGUCUCUGUUAUGGUUGUGCAUAAAUUAAUAAUUUUAUAAGUAUUUAGAAAUGGUAUAAUUCUCUUAACUUCCUCUUUCAGUUUUUUUACUAAUGUUUGUUUUUGUUCGGGAAGAGGAGAUUUGCUUUUAAUCCUUCCAAAAAAUGAUGAACCACCCUUCCAUUCAGUAGUUUGACAAGCUGUUAUAAUGUGUAUUUUUUCCUCAAUUAUUCUUGAAAUAUUUAGAGCCUCUCCUGCUUCUAACAUGAAGGCCUUUAGAUGCCAGUCUGCCAGAAAUCUGGAAACAGAGGAACCGGUGAAGUGAAGAUGUAAUGGAGAUUUAGCUAAUGAUGUACUUCACAAUCCACCUUGGACCUCCUGCAUGUCCAAAUCUCAGCAGUUAAUCAAGUGUCUGCUGCCAUUAACAGAACAGAAGUAAUGGAUAACAGAAUGGAAAUAAGAGAUGCCAGAACUACUUCCAUAACUAACUCACCAAAUCAAAUCAUCAGUCCUCAUAUUCUUGUUUUAUUUAAUACAAGGAGAAGAGGCCAUGCACUUUCCAAAAGGUCAAAGCCACAUAGAAUAGGAAGGCAAUCUCUAGUUUAAAGCUUUCUCUUGGAGUGUUUUCUCCCCGUCUUCAAAGGGUCUACUUGAGAGAUAGUGGUGUUUACUGCUGCAGAAUGUAUCACAAGAUAAGAAAUGAAAAAUCAAUCUUUCUUACCACCCCGUUCGCUUUCCCUUUUUUAUCUUUUCCCUUUUGUCAAUUAUAGAAUUAUAGGGACACUUUUCUCUGAUAGCUGGAAGUUGAACCUCAACCAGGUAUAAAAGAUGCAUAACAACCUUUUAGCAGUAAGUGUCAAGUGAGUGAACACUAUGAUUAUCAAGGUGACUUUGGAAACCUUUUAAAAAUGCAUUUUUGCAAAACAAGAUAACAUAUAUUGAUAAAAAGUGACUCUCAGAUUGGUAAUGCCAGAAAAAAUUUUAAGAGGACUCACCAAAAGUACUAGAUCUAUAUAAUUUGUAGAAUAGAGUGAAGUUUUUUUAUAUAUUUGUGGUAGCCUCCAUCUUUUAAACUUUUUGAACUCAGUAGAAAAACAGACUGAAAUUUUAAAGACAUGCAGUAUUUGUAUCAUUUUAAAUUCUGUAACACUGGGAAUUAAAUAUACUCAACUUUAGAGGA
Gorilla gorilla gorilla (western lowland gorilla) is the source of this 10821-nucleotide messenger RNA. It is a transcript of the gene IFT70A, whose product is annotated as intraflagellar transport 70A. Gene Ontology annotation, biological process: intraciliary transport. Gene Ontology annotation, molecular function: intraciliary transport particle B binding; protein binding. The transcript has a single exon. The record is from RefSeq and is a predicted model, not a curated record. Gene Ontology annotation, cellular component: intraciliary transport particle B; axonemal microtubule. Lineage: Eukaryota; Metazoa; Chordata; Mammalia; Primates; Hominidae. The coding region runs from base 6429 to 8426 and encodes 665 amino acids.